GGAUCUCCGGGGGAUCCCGCCCGCUCCCCGUUCGGCCGCCUGUGACCCCUCUCCCCGCACCCCGAGUGUCGCCCUGUGGAUUUAGCGCAAUACCGGCGCAAUACCGGCGCAGCGAGGCUCCUACAAAAGGACUGGCGCUCCCCCUUUCUCCCUCCGCCUCCUUUUCUCAAACAGCCUCCGUCCGUCUCCCUUCCCCCAGUGCCUGGGAUCCCAUGCCCGCCGGGAGCCUGCCUGCUGCCCUGGCCUGACAUACAUGUGCCCUGAAUGGCAUCUUUGCUGCGGAACCUCCAUGCUGAGCCACACCGGACAACGCACUGCUUUCCAUCUUGCAAGUAGCCAAUCAGCAUAAAGAUGUGCUAAUCUCAUCAUCUUCUCCCAACUUCCUGCGUGUUUCAUUGGGCCUCGGAUUUUCUUAUGAGCGGGGACCGGACAGCCAAUCAAAAUAGAGUCCCUAAAGGUUAAAGUUGACUUUCUGAAGGUGCCUUUUGGCCUGAAGAAACCAGUGCUGAAAGAGGCAGUCGCAGUUUUGGCUUCGACACAGGGGUCGGGGGGACCCAAACCCGCCAACGUGGAACGGCACAAAAGCCGCUACUCUGAAAACAUGGACAACGACUCCCAGUACUCGGGUUACUCCUAUAAGUCCGGCCACUCCAGGAGUUCCCGAAAGCACAGAGAUCGGAGGGAGCGGCACAGAUCUAAAAGCCGAGAAGGAAGUCGCGGUGAUAAGUCGGUCACAAUCCAGGCGCCAGGGGAGCCCUUAUUGGAUAAUGAGUCAACGAGAGGGGAAGACAGGGAUGAUAACUGGGGGGAAACCACCACCGUGGUCACGGGGACCUCCGAGCACAGUAUAUCCCAUGAUGACAUCACGCGCAUCACUAAGGACAUGGAGGACAGCGCCAAGCUGGACUGCUCUAGACACCUUGGGGUUGUCAUUGGUGGAGCCUUGGCUCUGCUCUCGUUCCUGACCCCAAUAGCCUUCAUGCUGCUGCCCCAGAUCCUAUGGAGAGAGGACUUGGAGCAAUGUGGCACAGCCUGUGAGGGUCUCUUCAUCUCCGUGGCCUUCAAGCUCCUCAUCCUUCUACUGGGCAGCUGGGCACUGUUCUUCCGCCGCCCCAAAGCCUUCUUCCCAAGGGUGUUUGUUUUCAGAGCCCUUCUCAUGGUGCUCGUCUUCCUCUUGGUGGUUUCCUACUGGCUCUUUUAUGGAGUACGGAUACUGGAAUCCCGGGACAAGAACUACCAGGGGAUUGUACAGUACGCCGUGUCUCUGGUGGAUGCCCUGCUGUUUGUCCACUAUUUGGCCGUCGUCCUCCUGGAGUUGAGGCAGCUUCAGCCUCAGUUUACCGUCAAGGUUGUAAGGUCAACAGAUGGAGCAAGUCGGUUCUACAACAUUGGGCACCUAAGUAUCCAGCGAGUUGCCGUAUGGAUUUUGGAAAACUAUUAUCACGACUUCCCUGUCUACAACCCUGCUCUCCUGAACCUGCCAAAAUCCAUCCUGUCCAAGAAAAUGUCUGGCUUCAAGGUCUACUCCCUCGGCGAGGAAAACACCACCAACAACUCAACGGGGCAGUCCCGAGCCGUGAUAGCAGCCGCUGCUAGAAGGCGAGACAACAGCCACAACGAGUAUUACUACGAGGAGGCCGAACACGAGCGGCGGGUCAGAAAACGGAAAGCCAGGCUGGUGGUAGCGGUGGAAGAGGCUUUCACGCACAUCAAAAGGCUACAAGACGAAGACCAAAAGAACCCCAGAGAGAUCAUGGACCCUAGGGAGGCAGCUCAGGCCAUCUUUGCCUCUAUGGCAAGAGCCAUGCAGAAGUACCUACGGACAACCAAGCAGCAGCCGUACCACACAAUGGAGAGCAUUCUUCAUCACCUCGAGUUCUGCAUCACCCACGACAUGACUCCAAAGGCUUUUCUGGAGCGGUACCUAGGCCCGGGCCCAACUAUCCAGUACCACAAAGACCGCUGGCUGGCGAAGCAGUGGACAUUGGUCAGCGAGGAACCUGUAACCAACGGUCUGAAGGACGGUGUUGUGUUUGUUUUGAAGCGCCAAGACUUUAGCCUUGUGGUCAGCACUAAAAAGAUCCCCUUCUUUAAGCUGUCCGAGGAGUUUGUGGACCCCAAGUCUCACAAGUUUGUCAUGAGACUUCAAUCAGAGACCUCGGUUUGAAAGACACGACCCGCUGGGCAGGUGGAAAGAGAUCUAAAGGAAACAUGUUGGUGGAACAUGUUGUCUCAAAAGCGCCCUUGCACAAUCUUUCCUGCUGGUGGGGACUUCCUUGGGUCUCCACUUCUGAUUGUUAGAUGCCACCUUGGCAACGUACCAACCCAGGAUUUACUGCAUCUUCCAACUACCAUGCUCCAUUACUCUCUUUACGCAGGGAUCGUACAAGACAGAAGGGAAAUAAAGCUCUUUCUUCCAAAUACCAGUGUGCCCAAUGGUUGUCCAGUAUCAGGAGCCGAUAAACACUGUACAAAACUUGACCGGUCCGUGGUCCCUCCUCUUCCUACCAUCUCGCAAUAAUUGCCUUCACCGAUAAAGGCCAUAAAGGAUACAACUAUCUCUUGCCAACGUUCAAGGGCUAUCCGUUUAUUCUACAUGUUUUGUACCAACCUACCUUCCUGGUGCUGGCCCCAGAGGGUCCCGUUCUCACCCACGACAGACUCCAUUACUCCGUGGCACGUUGACUCGAGGACAUUCAAAGCAACUCGAAUAAAGGCCAAAACGGCCGAUUUCCAGGAAAAGACUUCUAUCCACCCACUUCAAGAAGCUGACGUUUGGAUUGGGCAGGAUGGGUUGUGGGACCUAAAAGGGAUGGUUCUACUGUAUUUGUUGACUUCAGUAGGGGGUUGUUUUUUUUUUUUGUAUUUUCCAGCCAUUCUGCUCAAUAACCACUAACCUUGUGGCACUAUUAUUUUAUUACCCUCUUUGUACAAAAUUUUUCUACUUUUGUUGAGACACUUCGUAAAAAAAAAAUAAAAAAAUAAGGCCCCCAUUUUGUAAUUGCGGAACAUGACGUAUUUGCUCUUCUGGACUGGAUUCCCGACUCCGCCUGCAGAAGGGCGUGGCCUUGUCCUUGCUGCCCACUGUGAAUGGGUGAGAGGAUCUGAAGGCGUGGCUUGCAUUGCCUAUGCAGUUCAAUCAUCGACACCGACCAGGGAAAACAAACAAAAAUGACUAUUGAACCGGCUGUUACAUUCCAGGCCCAUGAUUAUUCUGGAUUGUUCUUCACUACACAAUGCACUAGCAAAUCAGCAUUUGUUUACAUCACACGUGGCCAGAUUUAUCGACGGAAUUGUUAUUGGGUAUCGGGUAUUCAAUUUGAAAUUCCCUGACAGUGGGAAUUCCUAGUACCGCGCUUUUUAUUUAAGCCAAGGGUCGUUAGUACUGUUUUUUAAAAAGGCGUUUUUGUUGAUUUCCCCAUGGCAUUAAUUCUCUGGAAAGUUCCAAAUUGCGGGGGGGGGGGGGGGGGGGGAAAUAAAAUUCCGCCUGUCUGUUUACUGUUCAGGUUCAGAUUGUUACUGUACUUUGCGAGUGGAACCGAAGACUUGUAAUGUUUGUAGCCUCUCACCACUGAAGGACGUCAAUAAUAAAGUUGUUUUUACACUACCUAA
Xenopus tropicalis (tropical clawed frog) is the source of this 3612-nucleotide messenger RNA. RefSeq names its product VANGL planar cell polarity protein 2 (gene vangl2). Lineage: Eukaryota; Metazoa; Chordata; Amphibia; Anura; Pipidae. The record is from RefSeq and is marked provisional. Gene Ontology annotation, cellular component: plasma membrane; membrane.